AUGACAUCAACAGCAGCUUUGCCUUCAUCUUCUUCCAUGACUACGAAUCCACAUGAAAGUCAAGAAAAAUUGUUUUAUAAUGAAUUAGGCAAGUAUAUUGAUUCCUUGAGCGAAAAUUUUAAAAAAAAGUGCGUAAUAAAAAAAGAAAUUUACGAUAAUAUUACUAAAGUAUUAACGCUAGAAAAGGGUAAGUCAUCAGUUUCAUUAUCUUCACAGUUCGUUUAUUGGGCAUGUCAGAAUUUUGUUUUGUCGAAAAUUGCGGGUAACGAUAUUGUAUGCUGUGCUAAAGCUAAGAAGCCUGUUUGUAUUUUUGAAUCGUUUUACAAUGUAAUCGGUGAAUGUCAUAAUAAUAUAUCACACGGUGGUCGACAUAAAACAGUUUAUGAAAUAAAUUCUCACUAUUCUUGGUUACCUCGUUUUGCUGUUGACAUUUUCGUGAAACAAUGUUUACCAUGUCAGUUACAUAAACCAGUUAAACAUCAUGUUGUAUCAAAACCCAUUAUUUCUUUGGGUGUAAUGACACGUUUACAAAUUAAUUUGGUAGAUAUGCGCACCAGACCAGACAAAGUUUCAGAAAAUGUUGUUUAUAAUUGGAUUCUUAAUUGCAUAGAUCAUUAUUCCAAAUUUUGUUGA
Molecule: messenger RNA, 633 nt
Organism: Didymodactylos carnosus
Lineage: Eukaryota; Metazoa; Rotifera; Eurotatoria; Philodinida; Philodinidae
Source: the annotation of a GenBank genome assembly